AUGAAAAUUGGCGUUGCAAUUUCCAUUUUGCUCCUGGCUUCUCCAGUCAUCUCAUGGCAUCUGAAAGCCCGUGUUGAAAAGCCAGGAAUCCCUUCGUUUAUCGGAUAUGGACGUGUAGUGAGUUCUAAUUUUUUGUGGAGAUUUUGGGCCCGUUUUUAAGCAAGUUUCGAUCACGUAACUGCUAAAAGCACUAAUAUUAUGUUGUAUCAGUCUGUCGGAAAUAUAAUGAGCACAAUGUCGCUACGCCAGCCACGUCGCUGAAGUGAAAAGCAGUUUUAUUUUGACACAAUUCAUUUUCUCAGUGGCGAUGUGGUUUUCGAUGCGACAGAGAGCUCAUUAUUUUCCCGACGGACUGAUAAUAUUUACAUAUAACUUUAUAUCCGUUUUCUAGAAGGUUCAACUGAUCUCCGGCGGAGCAUGGGACGAUCUGUGCGGCGAGGCGAUCGCAGAUGAGCAUGGCUUCUUUGAGAUUGAUUGUAGUGCCCCAUUGAAUGUUUUCCAAGUCAAGGAUCUUAAAGUGUAAUAACUUAUAUGCCCUAUUGUUUUUGUAAAAUACGCGAAUCCCUCAUAAAUGACGAUUUUUCAGAUACCACAGAUUUGAAAACGAGAAAUGCAAACUGCAGCGGUUCAACACGAUCAUGCUAAACGACGGCCAAGUCUUCGUACUCAACGACAGCGAGGAGGCUUGUGAAAAUGCAUGCGAGAAAGGGACUUAUUAA
Messenger RNA from Bursaphelenchus xylophilus (pine wood nematode), 719 nucleotides. Lineage: Eukaryota; Metazoa; Nematoda; Chromadorea; Rhabditida; Aphelenchoididae. The record is from the annotation of a GenBank genome assembly.